Messenger RNA from Rhinolophus ferrumequinum (greater horseshoe bat), 1813 nucleotides. RefSeq names its product CEA cell adhesion molecule 19 (gene CEACAM19). The record is from RefSeq and is a predicted model, not a curated record. NCBI's taxonomy places the organism in Eukaryota, Metazoa, Chordata, Mammalia, Chiroptera, Rhinolophidae. The transcript is spliced from 7 exons. The coding region runs from base 298 to 1104 and encodes 268 amino acids.
AGUCACACUGAGUGGGAAGAAGCGAUAAAUGGGGGGUCAAGGGAGCGGUGCUGGGAAGCCUCAGGAAGUUCCCCAGUCACCUAGAAAACUGGUUCAACCAGUGUCUGUGCAUUCAUCACAGUGAACACAGGUGACACCUCCAGAGCCUGUGGAAAAGGGGUGCUGGGGCUCAACCAGCCUCUGCCAUGUGUCGGAGACACUCCCAGGAUCCUCACUGAGCUGGCCCACUUCAGACAGGCCCUCUGACCCCGUCGGUGUCCAGCAGGUGGACCCUUGACGUCUCCACAGGAUACCAAGAUGGAGAGUCCCACGGGGACCCAGUGUCACUUCUCAAAGGGCCUCCUGCUCUCAGUCUCAGUCCUGGCCCUCUGGAUUCCCCAAGACUCCUGGGCUGACCUCCACAUCCAAAAGAUUCCAGAACAACCUCAAAAGGACCAGAAUCUACUCCUGUCUGUCCAGGGGAUCCCAGACACCUUCCAAGACUUCAUCUGGUACCUGGGGGAGGAGGCCUAUGGUGGCACAAGACUGUUCACCUACAUCCCUGAGCUCAAGCGACCCCAGAGAGAUGGCAGUGCCAUGGAGCAGCGGAACAUCGUUGGCUUCCCCAAUGGCUCCAUGCUGCUGUAUCACGCCCAGCCCAAGGACAGCGGCACCUACAUUGUAGUGGUUACCAUCAACCCUUCCUGGACCAUGCGGGGCAAGACUGAGGUCCAGGUGACCGAAAAGCACACGAAGCUGCCCGUUACACACCUGCCCACGAGCACUGGGAUUGUGGCUAUCGUCAUCGUCGGAUCUGUUGCCGCUGUGUCCCUCUUCAUCGGCAGCAUUGCCUAUCUCCUGGUGACAAGAGGCUGCAAGGGCCGGAGCCACAGGAUGGAAACCACAGGAAAACCAGAGCUGAGCCCCAGUCAUAACUCUGGUGACAAAAACGUCUAUGAAGUGAUGCCAUCUCCAGUCCUCCUGGUGUGCCCCCUCAACACAGCAUCCAUGGACACCCCCACGGCCCCACCCCCACCCCCGCAGAGGGAGCCAGAGAAUCACCACUACCAGGAGCUGCUGAACCCUGACCCUGACCCUUAUUGCCAGCUGGUGCCAACCCCCUGAAAGGGUCCCUGGCCAAGCCAGCGGGGAGAGGGAAAGCCUCAGCCCUCCCCUGGGGUCCUCACAUCCACAGAAAAGCCACACCAGAGACCCAGCAGGACCAGGCCAUCGGAGAUGUGGGACUGAUGAGGUGAAUUCUGCUCAAGACACAGCAUGGCAUCAGGCAGGUGUCCUAAGUGGGAGACAGGAGGCCGUGGCAGGCCCAGCUCCUCACGUACCCUCUGAGUGUACCACCCACCUUUAAUCUGGUCCUUCCAGCAACCUGACCUGACCCAUGUGCCUGGGAAAAAUAGGUUCUUGCCUCCCCACCCCUCCAUCAAGAUAUUUGGGGGUGAGGAAGGUGUCCUCAGGCCUGCCUCCAGCCAGACCUCACAGGUGCCCACUUGGCUGAGCUCCCGACUGACUAUUGAUUGGCCCAUAAUAUGCUCCACCACUGCUGCCCUCAGAGCCCCUUCCCCCGGGACAAGGCAGCCCUCCAACCCACAUGCCCCAGAGGACAAGGCAUGUGGCAGGGAGGGCUGGCUUCACAGGCCUCUGGCCCCAGAGGACAGUUCUGGUCAGUAACCAGGGCUGCUGGACCCCUUCCUUGCUCAGGCAGAUCCAGCACCUCUCAAAAUUCAGUUUUUCAGCAAACCAAACAGAAACAGUCUCAGAGAUACAGAGAAAAAACUGAGGGUUGCUAGAUGGGAGAGGGGUGGGGAUGAUGGAGAAG